CCGUUUGUAUAAACAACUCAAAAGGACUCUAGCUUCCCCUGCUUCUCAGCAGAGCCAUGGAGGAGGGAGAUCGGAGUUGGGAGGACAUGGAGAUGGACUGUCUCUUCAUCAUCUUCUCCAAACUUGGCCUCGACGAUCUCUCCACCUCCAUCCCUUUCGUUUGCCAUUCCUGGUCCGCCGCCGCCCGCCACCCCUUUUCCUGGAGAAUCCUCAACUUCCGGUCCAUCGAUUUCAUGCCAUGGAGCUCCUUCGCCAGUAGAUUCAAAGCCCUGUUUCACGUUUCAAAGUUCUCCUUUUCUGGUUUCAUUAAGCUCGCCAUCCGCCGCAGCGAAGGCUUCGCCGGCGAGCUUUGGCUUCCCCCGCUCGCCUCUGUUGAGGAUUUGAUUCUAGCGUCAGAAGGUUGCCCGAAAUUGAGAAAACUAGCUCUGCCCGGACUGACUCUCAAAGAAGAAACUCAAAUCCCCAUUCUCUUGUCGAAAUGGAAAGAGCUUCGGCUGCUGGAGUUGGAAUCAAAGCCUUCAAAUUUCUCUCAACUGGUCGUUAAGAUUAGCCAAAACUGCAUCCAUUUCAUUGAACUGAAGAUGCCGAAUUCUGCCAUCAACAAAGACGACGUUUUGGCGAUGCAUAAAUAUCUUCCAAAACUGAGAUCUUUGGAUCUCAGCAGAGCUUAUCUGCCAAAAAAGGAGCUUCUUUUGAUAGCGGAGGGAUGCAGAGAGUUGCAGAGAUUAUGCGUGAAGAACUGCGUUGGGUUCGAAGAAGACGAAGAGGUGAAGAGAAAGGCUUGCAAGAUUGAGACUUUCGAGUGCGAGGGAUCGAAGAUGAUUCAUGAAGGUGGAUUUGGGAUGGAUGAGUGUGAUGAUUUGUAUGUUGAUGUAAUUUGAUACUGGAUUUAGUUUAAUUUUUGAUGAAGGUCGGUUCAGGCAUUUUGUCAAAACGGGAAGGAUGCUUGUUUUAAAAGUUAAUUUUAUCAUGAAGUUUAUCAUGUUGGAUACGAAACUCAUGUGAUUGUAAUGCUCAUUCGAGAUACAUUUUAAUCAUCAAAACCUCUACAAAGGGAA
Phalaenopsis equestris is the source of this 1058-nucleotide messenger RNA. Its product is annotated as F-box/LRR-repeat protein At3g48880-like. Lineage: Eukaryota; Viridiplantae; Streptophyta; Magnoliopsida; Asparagales; Orchidaceae. The record is from RefSeq and is a predicted model, not a curated record. Bases 57 to 881 code for a protein of 274 amino acids. The transcript has 2 exons.